This is a messenger RNA of Naumovozyma dairenensis CBS 421, 606 nucleotides long. It is a transcript of the gene LSM4, whose product is annotated as U6 snRNA complex subunit LSM4. Gene Ontology annotation, biological process: nuclear-transcribed mRNA catabolic process; P-body assembly; spliceosomal snRNP assembly. The transcript has a single exon. Lineage: Eukaryota; Fungi; Ascomycota; Saccharomycetes; Saccharomycetales; Saccharomycetaceae. Gene Ontology annotation, cellular component: spliceosomal tri-snRNP complex; U6 snRNP; P-body. The coding region runs from base 1 to 606 and encodes 201 amino acids. Gene Ontology annotation, molecular function: U6 snRNA binding. The record is from RefSeq and is a predicted model, not a curated record.
AUGUUACCUCUUUAUCUAUUAACAAACGCAAAGGGUCAGCAAAUGCGUGUGGAAUUGAAGAACGGUGAAGUCAUUGAAGGAAAGUUAACCAAUGUUGAUAAUUGGAUGAAUUUGACGCUAUCGAAUGUUAGUGAAUAUAAAGGAUCUGAUGCUUUUGCUAGUCCUCAGACUGAGGUAAUGAAGUCAACAGAAAUUUAUGUUAGAGGUACUUUCAUUAAAUAUAUUAAUCUACCUGACGAUAUUAUUGACAUUGUUAAACAACAAAUUAAUAUGAAUAAUAGCAGCAACAGUAAUAGGAAGUAUAUUGGUAGUGGAAAUAGAUAUGGGUCUUCCGGGAGCGGUGGUAGAUCUGGCGGUUAUAAUAGAAGAGAUAAUUAUAAUAACAACAGUAGUGGUAGAAGGAAUUAUAACGCAGGAAAUCGUCGUUCUUAUCAGCAGAAUCAACAACAGCACCAAAACCAACACCAGCAGCAACAUCAACAACAAUAUCAUAAUAAUAAUAACGAAAAUAGAACAAAUCCUAACGGUAUGGGAGGUUAUGUCCAAAUUCAACAACUACCUAGCAACACUAAUCCACAAUUACCUUCUCAAAAUGUUGAAUUUUAA